This is a messenger RNA of Cryptomeria japonica (Japanese cedar), 1749 nucleotides long. Its product is annotated as LRR receptor-like serine/threonine-protein kinase FLS2. The coding region runs from base 233 to 1483 and encodes 416 amino acids. Gene Ontology annotation, molecular function: ATP binding; protein kinase activity. Lineage: Eukaryota; Viridiplantae; Streptophyta; Pinopsida; Cupressales; Cupressaceae. Gene Ontology annotation, biological process: protein phosphorylation. The transcript is spliced from 2 exons. The record is from RefSeq and is a predicted model, not a curated record.
GGCAUAGCAAAAGCAUAUUGGGUGCCAAAUGUGCUGUCGAUUUCGCGUUGUACCGUUUUGGAUCGACGGUCACAAGCGAAACCCAUCUUUCGCUAGUAGUUCUAAGAGUAAACUACUGUGCAUUUGAUUACAUCGUUAUCUCCAAAGUAAGGCCGCUCUAAAGUUAGAGAAGCCAAUUGUCUAUAUAUUCACUUCGUCGUAAAUUUUAUUGCAGAACGAAAUUGCAGUAAUCAUGGCAUUACCCCUUUCUUCUUUGCUCUUGCUGAUUUUAGCGCUAAUCCUAGUAACUGGUGCCGUCCCUGAAGGAGUACCUAUCCAUUCUCAUCACAGUAGGCGACACAAAGCACUUGUUGCUUCCUCGGUGGUUGCAGCGUUUUUGUUCCUCUGUUUGCUGAUAUACUUCUUAUGUCUGUGGCAUAAGAAGAGGAGACGGAGGAAGCGGCUGGAUUUGGGGUUUUUCGAGAGUUAUGCUGAGCCAAUUCGGGUCGUUACAGUAAAUUCAGCAGGACAGGCCGCUAAAUAUUCGAAGGAGUCUCUGGAGCAAGCGACCGAUACAUUCAAUGCUGAUAACAUCAUUGGAAGCGGCAGAAUCAGUACGGUUUACAAAGGUGCCCGACCUUUCUUCGUUUCCUUUGUUUUAGAGAGCGAAAGUUGGAUCGCUGUCAAGAUAUUGAAUAUAGAGAAUUCAAUAUCGAACAUAGAGUAUUCAACGAAGUUGGAACAGUUUUUAAAUAGUGAUCUCAAUGUAUUAAGUCGCAUUCGUCAUCGCAAUCUGGUGGAAGUUAUCGGAAGUUCUCUGCCAGGUGAGCAGUUUGUGGCUUUGGUUACCAAGUUUGUGCCCAACGGAAAUCUGGAUACGGCCAUUCAUGGUGUCCAGGAGCCGCUGGACUUAACGAUGCGCUUGAAUAUAAUCAUAACCACAGCCCAGACAUUAGUUUAUCUGCACAAUUUAUGUGCCUCUCCUAUCGUCCACUGCCAUUUGAGGCCCACCAAUAUUCUCCUGGAUGAAGGCAACGAAGUCCGUGUGAGUGAUUAUGGCACUGCUGUCAUACUAUGGAGUCAUCUCCAGCAAGAAAGCAGGGCGGUUUCAGAGGGAACCAUUGGGUACAUAGCACCAGAGAUUGCAGUUAUUGAUGAGCAGGAGGUGAGUUCCAAAGUGGAUGUGUACAGCUUUGGGGUAAUCCUCAUGGAGAUAAUGACUCGCAGAAGACCAACUAUAGGUUUGGUAUCUGAGGGCAGUGAGAAAGUGAAUUUGCGUCAAUGGGUAGAAGUUGGUAUGAAUGGUGAGAGUGUAGCUGCGCUUGUUGAUCCAGCACUUACGGAGAUCAUGUCCGAAAGGCAAAGAGAGAAGAUAAUCAACUUGUUGAAGCUGUCGUUGCUGUGCACAAAGGAAAGGCCAGAGGAACGUCCAAGUAUGAGCCAAGUUUUGUCUUGCUUGGUUAAUAUCAAACAGGACCGAUGGGACAGUAAUUUUGGCUUUUAAACUUAGUAACGUUUCGAUCUAGUUAUUGUUAACGUAUCUAUAGCACCGUUUAUAUAGGUAGUGGGUGAAUAGGAAAGUUAAAUGUUAGUGCUUGUGAGAUUUUGCAAGGAGUUGGAAAAAUGGAUAAGAGGAGUUGCGUACAGUGCAUACGUAGAUGUUACAUAGGUGUGUAUUUACUUUUGAGGAGUUGUGUACAGUACACAGAUGUUAUAUAUGUGUAUUUACUAAUUAUUUAAAAAGCCAUCUGAGCUUUUUAGGUUGUGUAA